UACUGAACCUUGUCUGAAUAGAUCCGGGAAAAGUUCGAGGUCCUCUUUGCGACAUAGCCGAAUCUGACAUUGCCUCCUCUCCUCCUGCGACAACGGAUAGCUUAGUCGCAAAGAGGCCCUUGAUGAGAUUGUCAGCUAGCCAAAUCACCGCGGCGGUGGUACUGGGCAUUGCGCCCUUGGUUAUUGCCCACGGCGCUCACGAAGCUGGCGCCGGCGCCGGCGACAUGGAGAUGGACAUGGGCAUGGCCCACGGCGCAGACGAGCCGAAAGCCGAAUCCAAAAGCUAUCCGCCAACAUACUUUGCGCUCGCCGACCAUGCGGGGAUAAUGUACGCACACAUUGGGGUUAUGGUGCUCGCUUGGAUAUUCGUUCUGCCAAUUGCUGUGAUGCUUUCCAUUGCCCGCUCUAGAUAUACACUUGCGCUACAAUUCGUUUUCAUGGCAGUGAAUGCGCUUGGAGUUCUCCUAGGAACAAUUUACAAUGCCAGCACACCUGAUCUCUACCCCAACAAUGCACACCACAAGCUGGGCUGGCUAGUAACCUGGGUCCUCUUGGCGCAGGUCCUGAUCGGCCUUGUAGGACGAGUUGCUGGAGCUCUGAGGCACGACAGUCGCGAGACGUCCGACGACAACGAAUACCAAUCAUUCAUUCCAGUUUCUACGGCUGCCAUGGCAGAGCACCACCUCAUCAACAGCUCUCGAUAUGCUAGCGAGUAUCGCCUGUCCAACGAUAGCGGGCAGGGCACUGAGCCUUGUACCGAAUCGCUCCGGAGCCAUUCCCGCUCUUCGUCGUCCAAUGAGGUGUCCCCGCGCAGCUCCGAUGCCUACCUAAAGGAGUACGCCGAAGAAGAGGACGACAUUGAGGAUGGCCUUCCCAUGCCCAUGCCGAGUAACAGGAACGAGAACACCAGUGCCAACCCCAGGUCGGCGAUUGCAAGGGUAGCGGGAAGGAUUCCUUCGCGCGUGUUGAAGGGUUUAGUCUUUUUCUACAACUCAGUCGAUAGACUGAUCUUGCCGCUGGGGUUUGUCACCUUGUGCCUAGGUAUUGUGACCUAUGGGCGGUUCUUUGAGGGCAACGGCAUCUUCAGCGGUUUGGCGCAUUGGGUCAAGGGCGGCAUUUUCUUUUGGCUUGGCUUGUUGACCCUUGGUCGAUGGACAGGCAGCUUUGGUGAACUCGGAUGGGCGUGGAAUGUUCAACCGAAGCGUGCCGGCGGCAAGUGGCGGCCCUCGGCCGAGUUUGUCGAGAGUGCCCUCAUUUUCGUCUACGGAUCGACCAACAUCUUCCUCGAGCAUCUUGGGAACUGGGGAGGAGAGUACAGCGCACAGGAUCUAGAGCACAUUUCAAUCACCGUUCUCUUCAUUGGUGGUGGACUGGUCGGCAUGCUCAUCGAGUCCAGUCGCGUUCGAGAGCUCUUGAACACAUCAGUCAUCAACGCCGCUUCUGAGCACUACCACGACGAGGAAGGGCAGAAGAAGGAUCUGCAGCCGCCGAAGCAAUACGAGUUCUCCAUAAACCCUAUCCCGGCACUCGUCAUCCUCCUCCUGGGCAUCAUGAUGAGCUCGCACACGCAGCACUCUAUGGUUUCGAGCAUGAUUCACAAGCAGUGGGGUAACCUCCUCACCGGCGCCUCUUUUGCUCGUGGAUUCUCAUAUGUCAUCAUGUACCUGAAGCCUCCCAAGUCCAUUCUCCCGUCUAGACCUCCCACGGAGCUCCUUGCCGCCUUUGGCCUGAUUUCUGGCGGAAUCAUCUUCAUGGCGAGUGCUAGCGACACUGUCGAGGGUAUGGAGCAUUACAACCUCGAUGCCAUGUUCAUGUACACCGUGACCAUGGGUCUCGUGGGCGUCCUGAUGGCCUGGGUCGUCAUCGUGUUGGCCAUCAAAGGCUGGGCAGUACGCAAGGAGACCGGCCGCCGAUCGUAUCGGCUGGCUUGAUUUAUCGGCAAAGGAUUAAUCUUGAGUUGCUUGUGUACCGCGUUGAGCGGUAUGAAGUGCUGGUACGGAACGACAACAACAAUGACGCGGUAAUGAGGAUGGGGUCGAUCACGGCAUUAGACAGCGACGGCAUGUGUGAAGCAUGGCUGAGGGCGUUUUCUUCUUCUUUUUUUAAUCUUUAAUCCUAGAGAUACCCUCAUGACAGCUUGGAGAGUUAAAUCAUUAUUUGAUUAUCGUAAUGAUUUGCAAACCCCGAUGAUAUGAGACACAGCAGCAAUGGAUUGUGUUGGAUGUGAGACUCUUUUGCAUUGGUCUUGCUACGGCUCCGUACACGAUUGCCAUUAUCCAUCUUCUGUGCCUGUGCCAACUUCAUCCUUACUCAAAUCCCCUGAGGG
Colletotrichum acutatum is the source of this 2326-nucleotide messenger RNA. RefSeq lists its product as uncharacterized. Bases 123 to 1931 code for a protein of 602 amino acids. The record is from RefSeq and is a predicted model, not a curated record. The transcript is spliced from 6 exons. Lineage: Eukaryota; Fungi; Ascomycota; Sordariomycetes; Glomerellales; Glomerellaceae.